AUGCCUCGGAUUCCAUACACAGCUCCGAAAAAGCAGCCACCAACGUCAUUUCUUUCCGACAACACCACGACAGUUAUUCAGAAAACGACUGCCAAUGAACGAGCGGUAUCUCCCACAGUAACUCAAACUAAUGUUAAUGUUAUUCCAAGUAAACACAAGUUUAGUUUUAAUCGCCCACAGUGGAUGACAAAUAAAUUUCUGCUAAUUGCCGUUAUCAGUGCAUCAGUAAUCAUCCUACUUGUAAUUAUAAUUCCAAUAGCCGUGACAUUCAGUCGUAAAGGCGUAUCAACAACAGUGACUUCAACAGCCUCAACAGUAAUUUCCGCCUAUUGGUCAUUCGAUGGGAAUGCAAAUGAUCUUUAUGGAAAUUAUAGUGGUUCAUUAGUUGGCAGCGCCUCAUACGGUAGUGUUGGCAAUACAUUCUUCGGUACUGGUCAAAUGUUUACCAUGUCUUCAUCGAACAGUUAUAUGCAAGUACCUGCGUCACUGUACUUUAAUUUAAACUCUAUAAGUUUCACAUUUGAAGCAUAUAUUUAUCUGAACAGUAUCUCAGGAGAUCAGCCAAUAUUUGGGCAAUGUACAUCUACCACUUCCACUAAUCAAUGUUUGUUUUUAAUCGUACGAAGUAGCAAAUUAUAUAUGGGUUUCAAUUACAACGAUUUACUUGGUACAACUACAUUAUCAGCAUCCACAUGGUAUCAUGUAGCAUUUGUUUAUAAUUAUCAAACAUUUCAACAAAUUAUUUAUAUUGACGGCAUUCAAGAUGCUGUACGUUCAAGCACAACACCCUAUCUCGGUAAUAAUGGCUCUAUCACAAUUGGCUAUUCACUUCUGAUUACAUCACAAACAUAUUUCUAUGGUUACAUUGAUAAUGUUGCUUUAACAACACGUGCAAAAAGUGCAACAGAACUGUUGAAUGAUGCAACACAAAUCUGGUAUUUCUCAUUUGAUCAACCAUCAGUUUAUUACGACCAAGGACCAAAUCGGUUGAAUAGUUCAAAUGUGGUAAGUUUAACAUCCGUAUCAGGUAAAGUAAAUCAGGGUAUACGAAUAACAACAACAUCAUCGUAUUUUCAAACACUCGGUUAUCCAUAUACGGGUUAUCCCACGAACAAACCGCUCACGUUUGCCAUGUGGAUAAACCCAACGUCGAUCAACAGUGGGAUAUUACUACAUAUAUCUUCAACACAAUAUGGUUAUUCCAACCAACAAGAACUGCUUGGCUUAACGUUGAGCGGACAAAUCGUUGCUCAAAUUUAUUCAUAUACGCCAUUAAAUGGUUAUCCAGCAGUUAUUGGACCGUUUAUAUCACUAAAUGUAUGGACACAUAUUGCAUAUACUCUUAGCACUACCAAUGGAUUAACAUUAUACGUCAACGGAGUAUCGCAGGGAUCUACAGGAACAAUAACAUCAUAUUAUCUUGCUAAUACGGUCAUGUACAUCACACUUGGUUAUUCAUUUGGUUAUCAAAAUAAUUAUAUAUUUUAUUCAACUGGAUUUCAAGGAUCAUUUGAUGAAUUUUAUGGAUAUAGACGUGAACUAUCUGCAGCAGAAAUUUAUUCAUUGGCUAAUCCGUAG
Molecule: messenger RNA, 1578 nt
Organism: Didymodactylos carnosus
Lineage: Eukaryota; Metazoa; Rotifera; Eurotatoria; Philodinida; Philodinidae
Source: the annotation of a GenBank genome assembly